This is a messenger RNA of Anopheles stephensi (Asian malaria mosquito), 501 nucleotides long. RefSeq lists its product as uncharacterized. Lineage: Eukaryota; Metazoa; Arthropoda; Insecta; Diptera; Culicidae. The transcript has 2 exons. The record is from RefSeq and is a predicted model, not a curated record. The coding region runs from base 90 to 395 and encodes 101 amino acids.
GCAGUUCGGCGCCGCAUGCUUGCUGUUUGUUUUGAUUUUGGGAUAUUUUCCACACAAACGGCGUAUUUUCAUUUCGUGCACGACGCAAAAUGGCUCAGGGAAAGUUGAAAGUAAAAUCGAAAGCACCACCAAACCUAAAGAAGGGCCAGGGAAACAAGAAAAAGGGAACCGCAUUUAGCAAGCGAAAAAAUGCACCAAUUCAGUCGAAGAAACACAAAUUCGAAGAGGCACACAAACUGAAGCAGGUCAUUACGAAAACAGUGAACAAGAAGAACGAGGACGAUAUACGGAAGGUUGCGUACGAAGGACAGAAGAACCUCAGCCAAGCGCAAUUGGCCGUGCAGGAACAUCAUCGCAAACAGGGCCAGAAUGAUGAGGCGGGUUCUUCGAAAUAGUUCUUCGCUAGAGACGGUCGAUAUUUCAUGUGAAUGAAAUGUAAUAUUGAGGGGAAACAAAUAUAAAGUUGGUGGGAAUAAAAGAUGUUUAUUGAACGGUAACGUU